This is a messenger RNA of Sorghum bicolor (sorghum), 906 nucleotides long. RefSeq names its product putative disease resistance protein At1g50180. Bases 1 to 906 code for a protein of 301 amino acids. The record is from RefSeq and is a predicted model, not a curated record. NCBI's taxonomy places the organism in Eukaryota, Viridiplantae, Streptophyta, Magnoliopsida, Poales, Poaceae. The transcript has a single exon. Gene Ontology annotation, molecular function: ADP binding.
AUGGAGCUCGCGGUGGCGGCCCUGGGCAGCCUCCUCCCCAAGCUUGCCACGCUCCUCACCGACGAAUACAAACCGCAGAAAGCGAUGAGGGGGGAGGUCAGGUUCCUCCAAGCCGAAAUGGAGAGCAUGCAGGCUGCCCUCAACCGAGUGUCCAUGCUGCCGCCCCAGCAGAUUGAUGAUCUUCUCAACAUCUGGGUGAGGGACUUGAAGGAGCUGUCCUAUGACAUUGAGGACAGCGUUGAUGCUUUCGUGGUGUGGGUCAACGCUCCUGGUUGUGCCAAGCCACACAGCUUCAGAAGGUUUUUUGACAGGACCGUCGGCUUGUUGACAAAAGCCAAGGCUCGGCAUCAUAUCACGGAUGACAUUCAAGAGAUCAAGAGGCGCAUCCGUGAUGUUUGUGAAAGGAAAGAAAGGUACAAUAUAUUUGAUGUUGCGGUAGUGCAGCCUCAUACAAUAGACAUCGAUCCAUGCUUGCCGGCUCUCUAUGAAGACGCAGCGAAGCUCGUCGGCAUCGAUGUCCCCACACAGAAAGUUAUCGACUUGCUAAACAGAGGAAAAUGUGUGCAAAACGAGAAGCUAAUGGUUCUCUCCAUUGCUGGAGUGGGAGGACUUGGCAAAACAACCGUCGCCAAUUCUGUGUUUCAAAGACUCAGGGAACAGUUUCAGUGUAAAGCUUUUGUCUCGGUGUCCCUCAAGCCAAACAUGAAGAAGAUUCUUUCCAGCAUACUCCGGCAAAUUAUUAGCAAUAACAAGUGUACCAAUGCUCGAGAAGAGGAUCCAGAUGAACUUAUAAAGAGCAUCUGGGAAUUCCUCGUCAAUAACAACUGUAGAGAAAUGGAUCCAGAUGAACUUAUAAAAAGCAUCAGGCAAUUCCUCGUCGAUAAGAGGUACAUGUUGUAUCCCUAG